AUGAGCACCAAGAAGUCUCCUGAAGAAAUGAAGAGCAUUUUCCAAAAAUAUGCAGCCAAGGAAGGCGAUCCAAACCAGCUAUCAAAGGAGGAGCUGAAGCUGCUGAUUCACUCAGAAUUCCCCAGUCUCCUGAAGGGUUCAAGUACUCUAGACAAUCUCUUUAAAGAGCUGGAUAAGAAUGGCGAUGGAGAAGUCAGUUUCGAAGAAUUCCAAGCAUUUUUCAAAAAGAUAUCACAAUGA
Molecule: messenger RNA, 240 nt
Organism: Peromyscus eremicus (cactus mouse)
Lineage: Eukaryota; Metazoa; Chordata; Mammalia; Rodentia; Cricetidae
Gene: S100g
Product: S100 calcium binding protein G
Exons: 2
Coding region: 1-240 (79 amino acids)
Cellular component (GO): cytoplasm
Molecular function (GO): calcium ion binding; transition metal ion binding
Source: RefSeq, a predicted model, not a curated record